GUUAGACAGAGCAGGACAGGACAGGCGGGCGGGCACAGGCCCGGGCCCAGCCGCCUCAGCAGCCGUCAGGCAACAUUUUUCUGCCCCUUCUCCACCACCAACCUCCCCCACCCCCACCCACAGCCCCAGGGCUCAGGGCUCCCUCUGCUGGCUUGUGGGAGGUGGGGUCAGUGUGGGGACCUUAGGAGCAGGGGCGGGGAAAUAGAGGGAGGCUGACUUGGAGAUCCUUCAGAGGGCAUUGGGCAACCAGUGGGCUGUGAUCCCUUUGGCCUCAGUGAUCCACCCAGGAGGGCCUGCUGGGGAAGAGGAGGGUCCUAGAGGGUACAUUUGGUCCAGGAGCAGGGCUGGAUGGAGGAGGAGGAGACGCAGGGAUCCAAGCUGAGAAGAAAUAGCAGAGAGUUGGAGAAAAGGUUGUUCUUGGAAAUCCACAAUGCUGCCUGCACCCUACGGUUUGCCCUAAACUGGGCAGGCUCAAAAGAUGAAUAAGGGUGUGAGUGGGAAGACAAACACCAGUAGUUGGAGGAAGCCCACUCUCUGGACAGGUUCUCUGCAUCUGUAAUCUGGGAGGGAGGUGGAUAUUACUAUUUUCAUCAUCCAUCUAAUGAAGACUAAGUGCCAACUUCACAUGCUAGGGACUCACUCAACAUCAUAGAACAAGCAAAUGGCAGAGCCCAGAUCCAAACUCAAGUCUGGUGGAUCCCAAAAAACCCUGAGUGUACUCCAUGAAUGCCCAUGCAUGAGCUUAUUGUCUUUUGAUGAGUUUUCUACCUAGUUGGAAAGAUAAGACAAGCAAACAUGAAAAAUUAAUUAUACCACUGGCAGGAUAACAGACACUCCCCUCCCCGCCACAAAUGAGUGACACCUUGGGGGAUGCAUGGAGGAAGGUCGGUGGGGAUUGGGGCCCAGGGAGGCUCCUUAGGGCAAGUGGGAUCUGAGGUGAGUUUGGAGAGAUGCUAAGAUUUUGAUGACUUAGGGUGGGUCUGAGUCCAGAAGUUUAGCGAUGUUAUCUGGAAUAUAUUUGGAGUUAAUCAACCCUGCUAGGAGUACGGGGCUGUGUGGAGGAUGCUGUGGGAGGCCACCGGAAGUCUUCUGAUAUCUAACGUGCCCAUUUCCCUACAGCACUGUUUGUGUUUGAAAUAUUCAUCUACUGUGUCUUGCAAUAGGGAUCCCCCCACCAGUGGCCAGAGUCAGUUGUCUCCUGUCUUGCUCAUCUGCAUAACGAGGGUGAGAUGGGUGGGGCUGAACUGGGGGAUCUCUGACAUUGUUCUUGUCCCUCUGACUCAAGAGAUGGAAAGGUAGGUUAGGCCAGAAAUCUAGGACCUCCAGGGCUUAGGUCUACAGAUGUUGCCAACAGGGACUGGCUGGCCCCUGAUACCACAUCCCUGGGCAAUUGAUCCUACCAACCAUGGUCCUUAGUAGAGAGACCUUGGUGCAGGCCAAGCCGGUUAGAAUGACCAUCCAUAGGCUUGCCCCUUCUUGUCCGCAACUUAUUUCUUUCAGGGGUAGCCUCAUUUUUUUCUAUGCCCAGGAAUGGCUGUUUGAUGAGGAUCCCAGAUCCUAUAUAUUGUGUAUGACCACCACUGUGCGUCAGACCCAAAAACAGGCAAAUUCUCCCAAAGGAGCACAUCUUCUCUGGGCUGAUCCCAGGCCAAUGCUGACCCAAAGGCCUGAAAAGCAGAGUUCACUGUCUAAGGAAGCAUAAAGGAAGGAAGGUGAAAUGGCUGUGGGCAGCCCCUUGGUUAUGGACCCUAUCAGCAUCUGCAGGAAGGCACGGCGGCUGGCCGGGAGGCAGGCCGAGUUGUGCCAGGCUGAGCCGGAAGUAGUGGCAGAGCUAGCCCGGGGCGCCCGGCUCGGGGUGCGAGAGUGCCAGUUCCAGUUCCGCUUCCGCCGCUGGAACUGCUCCAGCCACAGCAAGGCCUUUGGACGCAUCCUGCAGCAGGACAUUCGAGAGACAGCCUUCGUGUUUGCCAUCACCGCGGCGGGCGCCAGCCACGCCGUCACGCAGGCCUGUUCCAUGGGCGAGCUGCUGCAGUGCGGCUGCCAGGCGCCCCGCGGGCGGGCCCCUCCCCGGCCCUCCGGCCUGCCCGGCACCCCCGGACCCCCUGGCCCCGCGGGCUCCCCGGAAGGCAGCUCCGCCUGGGAGUGGGGAGGCUGCGGCGACGACGUGGACUUCGGGGACGAGAAGUCGAGGCUCUUUAUGGACGCGCGGCACAAGCGGGGACGCGGAGACAUCCGCGCGUUGGUGCAACUGCACAACAACGAGGCGGGCCGGCUGGCCGUACGGAGCCACACUCGCACCGAGUGCAAAUGCCACGGGCUGUCGGGCUCGUGCGCGCUGCGAACCUGCUGGCAGAAGCUGCCUCCGUUUCGCGAAGUGGGCGCGCGGCUGCUGGAGCGCUUCCACGGCGCCUCACGCGUCAUGGGCACUAACGACGGCAAGGCCCUACUGCCCGCCGUCCGCACGCUCAAGCCGCCGGGCCGAGCGGACCUCCUCUACGCCGCUGAUUCGCCCGACUUCUGCGCCCCCAACCGACGCACCGGCUCCCCCGGCACGCGCGGCCGCGCCUGCAAUAGCAGCGCCCCGGACCUCAGUGGCUGCGACCUGCUGUGUUGCGGCCGCGGGCACCGCCAGGAGAGCGUGCAGCUCGAAGAGAACUGCCUGUGCCGUUUCCACUGGUGCUGCGUAGUGCAGUGCCACCGCUGCCGUGUGCGCAAGGAGCUCAGCCUCUGCCUCUGACCCGCCGCCCGGCACCUAGACUGACUUCGCGCAGCGGUGGCUCGCACCUCCGGGACCUCAGGGCACCGGCACCGGGCGCCGCUCGAGCCCAGCCUCUCCCUGCCAAAGCCCAACUCCCAUGCCUCUGGAAAUGGUGAGGCGACGGACUUGAGAGAACACCCACCUACGAAGGCCCAGGGCGCCGGACGGCCCCGAAAAGGCGCUCCGGGAGCGUUUAAAGGACACUGUACAGGCCCUCCCUCCCCUUGGCCUCUAGGAGGAAACCAACAAGUCAGUCUAAAGGCCUCUGGAUACUGGGCUCCCCAGAACUGCUGGCCACGGGAUGGUGGGUGAGGUUAGUAUCAAUAAAGAUAUUUAAACCACUAGGGCUGGACCCACAGUUUGCGGGGAGACCCAUCUUCAGGCUGCCAGGCUCCAGAAGAAGGUAGUUUUGCUAGAACUAGCACCUUAGGGGCCAUCACCUGGGUCCCUGUCUCCCGACCAGGUUGGCCUCUCCUGGAAACUCACUAUCCCCCCUUGGUAUUCUUCUUGUUCACUCCUGUCACACAUCUAGGGCCUGGAUCUGCAAGCCGGAGAAGAACUAGCAAUUCCUCUUUAAAGGGACAGGGGCAUCAGAAGCUUCCGAUGGUAUGCUCAGCUCUCAAACUCGUCCUUGUCUUAACUUUUAGGGGAUUGUGUCUGUUUCUGUGACUCCUGGGGAAUUUCUGGGUAAACUUUUGGGGAUACCUAAGCCCAUGGGAUUAAAGCACUUUAUAAACUGUA
This is a messenger RNA of Macaca mulatta (Rhesus monkey), 3499 nucleotides long. The record is from RefSeq and is a predicted model, not a curated record. Lineage: Eukaryota; Metazoa; Chordata; Mammalia; Primates; Cercopithecidae.